UUCAGUUCGCUUAUUUCGUUUAAUUUAAAGUUUUCAGGUAUGGGAAAAUCAUCUCAUAAAUCUAGGAAAAGAAGAAGGUCUUCAUCUUCGGACCGGAUUGCGGGUUUGGAGAGAAAGAUGUCACGAUUAAUUGACAUUCUCUCCCAGAGUGAGGUUAGGAGGCCCCGAUGUCCCUCCCCGCAGGUUAGAUUCGGCUCUGCGAUUACGCAGACGAGCCAAGGGUCACGCAUUGAGACAAAGGAGGUCUCUGUUACAAGAUCCUUCUCGGAUCCGGAUCUAUUGACUCCCCAGGUGGAGUCAGCGGACCCUCCAGACGGUUUAUUGCGUUUUCCAAUGGCAGGUGAGGCAGGUGAGGUGGAGACACUCCCUGCACAGCCUGAUGUCUCUCUCGAAAAUAGUUCGCCACCGCCUAUAGCGGACAUAGCCGAGGACGAUACCGGCUCUCUUGUCAGGCAACUGUUUGGUGAUCGUGAGAAUGAGGAGUUUUCACCCUGGGAGGACAUCGUGAUCCAGACGUGGCGAGACCUGACUCGUAGAGGUUUGGCAACCGAUCAACGCGAGUUACUUCUAAAGAAAUACUCCCCUCCAGAGCCCAUGGCUUUUCUUAAGGCCCCUGUAUUAAAUCAGGAAUGCAGGGUCGCCCUCAAGAAUAAUGCGGUAGUCAAAAGAGACGAUUUUGCGGGGAAAAAUCAGGAUCAAGCAGGUAUAGCCCUCUGCGCCUUGGGCGAGGCCAUUUUGGAUUUUCUCACGCCAGCUACUCGGGAUUCUCUCAGCCUCGAAGCUCGCCUAGCUGUCGCUAAGGUCAAUGACGGAGCGAAGAUUUUGGCGGAUCUUUUUCACCGGCUCUCUCGGGCCAGACGAGCGCAAAUUACACCUGCGCUUAACCUAACUGCCAAGACCACGGCGGAUGCUAUCCCAUCCGACGAGCUUCUAUUUGGUUCCUCGUUCGGUGAGCAGAUUAAAAAAGCAGCUUCCAUGCAAAAGACGUCCAAGGAUAUAGUUAGGACUCCGCUUGCGGUAAAUAGAAGAGUGCAACAGCCAAUGUCACAACCAUUACGGGUGGCUCCAUACAGAUCGGGAAAUGCCCGAGCCCCUGCGUCUCACACAAGGACGGCGACAAAGAGAUCAGGGGCGAGCACCAGUCGCCGGUCAUACCGAGCCAGAUCUCAGUCGAGGUCGAGGAGGCAUUAAGCGCAGAAGAGGUAAUAGUGGGCGGUAGGUUAGCCCUUUUCUUGCCCCAUUGGAGGCAGAUCACUUCUGAUCCAAGAAUUUUAGAGGCUAUCUCGGGCUACAAGCUGCCUUUCACGGGACAACUGCCAGCUCAGGCCAUCGAGCCCUCUGUCCAUUUAUCUCUGUCUGAGGAGCAGAUCUGCUCUCAGGAGAUCUCCAGGCUUCAAAGUAGGGGAGCAAUUGAGAGGGCUAUAGACUGCGAGAAUCAAUUUCUGUCUCCGUAUUUUGUAAUUCCCAAAUCUUCUGGGGGUUGGAGAUUUAUUCUCAACCUGAAACACUUGAAUCGUUUUAUCCUUGCUCCGCAUUUCAAGUUAGAGGACUGGAAGACCGUAAUUCGCCUCAUCUCGCCGGGUGAUUAUCUAGCCUCUAUUGACUUGGAGGACGCAUAUUUGUUGGUGCCCAUUUAUAGCGAACACAGAAAGUUCUUACGCUUUCGUUUUCAAGGUCAACUCUUUCAGUUUAGAGUUUUACCUUUUGGCCUUGCCUCGGCUCCCUAUAUAUUCACGAAGAUUUUAAAACCGGUGGUAUCUUCCCUUAGAGUAAGAAACUUCUUUUCUGUAAUCUACUUGGAUGACUUCCUCUUAGUUGCGGCAUCAUAUGAUCAAUGCCUAGAUAACAUCUCCACUACAAUGGAAUUGUUAUCUUCUCUAGGUUUUCUGAUUAACAAACGCAAGAGCGUUCUGAUUCCCUCAAGAGCUUGUCAAUUUCUGGGUUUCGUUUUUGACACGGACUCCUUUUCAGUUUCCAUUCCUCCAGACAGGAGAAAGAAGCUUCUUCAGAAAACUUUGGAUAUGUUAUCCAGGGACAGUUGCAGAAUUCGCCAUUUAGCAAGCUAUAUUUGUUCCUUGAUCUCUGUUUGUCCAGCGGUUCAGUACGGUAUGUUACACACAAAAAUUUUAGAAAGGGAAAA
Messenger RNA from Solenopsis invicta (red fire ant), 2140 nucleotides. RefSeq lists its product as uncharacterized. Bases 40 to 1191 code for a protein of 383 amino acids. The record is from RefSeq and is a predicted model, not a curated record. The transcript has 2 exons. NCBI's taxonomy places the organism in Eukaryota, Metazoa, Arthropoda, Insecta, Hymenoptera, Formicidae.